UUUCUUUGCGGUCCUACUUUUUAUGCGCAAAAAGUGAAGAAUAAUUCGCUCCGUUCAGACGAAUUUAACAGAAUUUACACAUGAAUCUCAUUCGCCAAUAAAUCAAAAACCGCAUUUAACCGUGCAGAAACUGAAAGUCCGUGGAAAACGCAACAUAGCAGGGAUAGUGCUCCAUUAAACCAGCUGGAAAAUCGAAUGAAAAACGACUUCCGCAGACGUCGAAAAGUGCCACAUAAAAGAAAUAGGUGAAAUAAACAAAUAAACGACGGUGGUGACUCGAUAAACAAAACCGAGGAGUAAACCCCAUCCAACCAACGAACAGCUGGGGAAGGGGAAGGAGGAGCGGCACACCUCGCCGUGUUGUCAUGCAUUUUGUCACACAGCAACGGGCACAACAGCAGCACCACAAGUCCUCCACCUCCUCGUCCAGCUCCUCGCUGGCCUCCAGUUCCUCGUGCUCCGGACAAGGAUCGGUAUCGGGAUCGGCAUCGGCAUCCGGAUCGCUACUCGGACUAGGAUCCACCUCGCGCUUUGCCUCCCUGCGCAAGUCCUCCAGCCAGGGUGCCCUGCCCAAGUCCUUGGCCACCGCCCACAGCUUCUUCCAUCGCCCCUCGUCCUCGCAGGGCAAGCACAAGCGCACCGCCAGCCUAAAUGCGACGCCCAUGAUUAAAGAUAGUGAUAAAACCAACCCAACAACAUCAAGUGUAACCAUAAUCGCUACGACUGCCGAAAGUUCGAGCAGUAGUAAAACCCCUGCCAAUGCCAACAUGAUACCCGAGACCACCCAGCCCGAUCAGCUCCAGUCACAGUCACAGACACACACCCAGCUCCAGCCACAAAGCCAGUCUCAAUCGCCGUCACAGUGCCAGCUGGCGCAGGAGAAUCCCGACAAUCUCCAGCAGCAAUCGCAGCCGGAGGAGGAGAAGCAGGCGGAGGCGCCUGGUAGCAAUGGUGGCGACAGGCGCGAUUCGAUUACCGAGGAGAUCACAAUAACGAGCACCACAAACAGCAGUCUAAGCACCAAACUCCUGACCAUUCAGGAAGCUGCCGGCAGCUUUGAGCAGAGCAGCGUCUCCAUAUCGACGUCCUCCAAACAGAUCGCUUCCACCGCAGCCGGCGGAUCGCCAUCAGCUGCUGCAGCUCCAGGUGCCAAUGACUCCAACGGCAGCGUCCUCCGUUUAGUCCAGGUCGCCACUUCCACUAGUCCCGGCUCUAUCUCGAGUGCAGCUCCAUCAGGAUCCGCCCCGAGCAUUAACAUCGUAUCCAGCGAUUCCCCGCGGGAUCAGUCACAACAGCCGCAGGGCGUCGACUCCAACGGCGUUGCUGCUCCAGGCGACAGUCCCAGCAGCCGCAAGAGCUCCACCAGCUCCAAGGGCAAGGCCAGCCAGGCAAAGCUUUCCACAUCCAGCAGUGGACGCGAUGAGCAGGACAUCUCGCAGCACCGGCUGAGCGAUCUCACCCAGCACGAGCUGAGCCUGCUGCGCGUCGACCGGGAGCAACAGGUGACCAGCAGCAGUUCCACCUCCAACGAGAAGCCGGCCAAGCCGUCGCGGCUCUCGGAGCGGGCCAAGAAGAAGUCGUGGUACAACGUCAUCUAUCCCAACUACAAGUCGCGGGCCGAGGACUUCAAGAAGCUCUUCAAGGACGUGCCCAACGACGAGCGCCUGAUUGUGGACUACUCGUGUGCCCUACAACGCGACAUUCUCGUCCAGGGCCGACUGUAUGUGUCGCAGAACUACGUCUGCUUCCACGCGAACAUCUUCAGCUGGGAGACGUACUUGAGCAUCAAGUGGAAGGAUGUGACGGCCAUUACCAAGGAGAAGACAGCACUGGUCAUACCGAAUGCCAUUUCGAUAUCCAGCGGCAAGGACAAGUACUUCUUUGCCACGUUCACCUCGCGCGACAAGAGCUUCUUGAUGCUCUUCCGCGUCUGGCAGAACACGCUGAUGAACAAGCAGUUUUCGCCACAGGAGAUUUGGAAGCAUGUGCACACCUGCUACGGCGACGAGCUGGGCCUGACCACCGACGACGAGGACUACAUUGAUCCCACGCUGAACAACGACAACGAGCCGGACUUCGACUUCCAGACGGCCAUCGAUGACGAUAGCAACUCGCAGCGCCAGUCGCAGCAGUCGAACCAAUCCAACCAGUCGAAUCCCCUGCUUCCCCAGAGCGGAAACAGCAGUGCCAGCAGCGGCGGCGGCGUCCGCGCAUCUGCCCCCCGCAAGUCGAAGACGAAAUAUUUCUUCAAUUCCUCCAAGUCAUCGGCCAACGCCUCGGCCAGCGGAUCGGAUAACAAUAAGACCAGGGAAAGCUCUCGCAAAUUGAACAAGAAGAUGAAACAGAAUGCCAAGGAGCUGACACUCAGCUCCGUGAAACCGACGGAGCUGUCGGUGAGCGUCACCAUGAACGCUCCCAGCGCCAGCAGCAGCAGCACAGCGGGCUCCACCACUGCCUCCUCCUCCACCAUUGCCAACCACACGGGCUCUGGCUCCGGAUCGGGAUCUCUGUCGGGUUCAAACACGGCGGCAGCCAGCGGCAGUGGCAGCGACAAGAUGAGUGCGGAGAAGAAGGUCAGCACGGUUUCCAACUCGGCCGCAGUGGCAGCUGCAAACGCCGCCCAAUCACAGGCUAGUGCCAGUUCCGGGUCAGGAUCAUUGGAGUCCAAGCUGGAGAUAAAGCGAAAGCUGGGAAAAAUUCAUCGCCAACGCGAAGAGGGCAAAAAUGCAGCCGAAAGUGUGCCGACAGAUGUCUCCGACUCGUCUGAUUCCGAGGAGAACAACUUGCCAUUUGUGCCCACCACAGAGUGCACCUCGACGCACGAGGGCCGCCAGAUCGUGCACACCAUUCUGCCAAUCAACGUGGACACCUUGUUUAAUCUACUGUUCAGCAAGUCGAAAUUCAUAACUGACUUCCAUGCCAUGCGCAAGUCAACGGACCUCGUGUUGGGCGAGUGGAGCAAGAACGAGGAGGGCCUGCAAGUGCGCACAGUGAACGUCACCGUUCAAUUGGCCGCCUCUGUGGGACCCAAGACCUCAAAGGUAACCGAGUACCAAACGCAGCGAGAGUGUAGCAAGCCGGGCGAACUGUAUUCCAUAGACGUAAAUAGUGUUAAUGCAGGCAUUCCAUACGCGGACAGUUUCAGUGUGCUCAUUCACUUCUGCCUGGCCAGAACUGUCGAUGAUCACACUAUGCUCUCAAUUCACACCCAGAUCAAGUACAAGAAGUCGAUCUGGGGCGUUGUCAAGGGCUUCAUUGAGAAGAACACGUGGGCGGGCCUGGAGGACUUCUUUGGCGCUCAAUUGCAUGCGCUCCAGAGCGAGACCUGCAUUCCACCUGCCAAGGGAAAGGGACGGAGACCGCGGAGAGGCAUGAAUCAGCAAUCCGCCACAUCCACGUCGACCACCUCCAUCACGACAGGUGCCCUCCAUACAGCCACCAGUACGGACAAUGACAGCAUCCAAGAGUCGCGACAUUCCCAUCAGCAGGAACAGCAUCAGCACCAGCACAUGCACAUGCACCAUCAUCAUCACCAUCACCACGGUAGUCAGCAUCACCAUCACGAUCCCAGGCACUCCCACCAUCAUCAGCCUCUGCUUCCCCAUCAUCACCAGCAUCCUCACCACUGGCAUCACCGUAAGGCUCUACUGCAGUCCAGCAGAGGUACCGCCACCCAAAUUCGCCCUCUGGAGGAGGCAGUUGGUCCGGCCCCAGCCGGUGAUCCCCUGGAGACCCAAAUGCUGUCCGCGGGUAGCAUUCCUGGGGCGGCAGCCGGCGCCGCCGCCGGUCAUCCGCUGCUGCUCGAGGGCGGCAAGCAGCAGCAGCUCCACCACCAGCAGCAAAUGCACCAUCACCACCUACAGCCGCACAAGCAGCACCUACAGCAGCAGCAGUUGCAUCUGGGCGGCGGCGACGGCCAGCCACUGGCAACGGGUCAAGGGUCACAGGGUCACAGACUUAGACACAAGGGCUUGUGGUUGUUGGUUAUACUCUUGCUGUGCUUGAUGCUGGCAUUAAAUGUGAUAUUAUUACUUAAGCUCUGGAGGCUGGAGGAACGCAUUGACGUGGAUCUCAAUCGGCGGGCCCGCAUGCCCAGUUUGGCGGCCUUGAGUGAGCUGCCGAGCACGAAUCAGGAAUGGCUGGAACUGCUGCGCGACCAGGAGAUGGCGCACGAGAACGAGUGGCACAAGUGGCAACAGGUGCUCCAAACUGCCAUCGAGCUGCUGAAAAAGACUGAAAGAACUUUGGCUGAAAUCAUUGUACGCUAGCAGUAAAAUUAUUUAACAAUAUGUGCGAGUAGAAUGAGUCCAAUCCAAUUGUCUUCGACAAGUUAGCAAAACACCCAAAAAACGUUUUUUGGGCCAAGAGCAAAGCCACCAAAAAAUCUGAAAAUGAAUUUAAAAUUCAAUUAACAUUUAGUCACAAACCCAACACACUUUGAAAAACAAUUAAGAACACAAACCAAUAUGUUUGUAUACAUAUGUACGAUUAUGUUUAAAUGGUAAGAAAAGCGCAGUGUAAUUUAUGAUCUAAGUAGCUGCAUUUUAGUUAGAUUAGGGCAAUUGUUUUGUUUUUAUCACGGCAUUUACGUGUAGCACCUGUUUGCUUGGCUUUGCUUCAGACAAAUGUAUCUACAAAUCCUCAAGUAUUUCAUAUCUCACAAAACAUACCAAAAACCGAAACAAAUCAAGAGAGAGCGCCCUGAAUUUUUGUUUUAGAAAAUUCAUUUACAUGUCGAGCAAGCGCAAAACUGGCAAACUGGAGAGUAUAUAACUAUAACUAUAAUUAUAAUUAUAACUAUAACAUAAUUGCCAGUCCAUGGCUAGGGGAAAUUUGAUAAAAGCGAUUAUACAAAAUA
Messenger RNA from Drosophila teissieri, 4858 nucleotides. RefSeq names its product protein Aster-B (gene GramD1B). NCBI's taxonomy places the organism in Eukaryota, Metazoa, Arthropoda, Insecta, Diptera, Drosophilidae. Gene Ontology annotation, molecular function: sterol transfer activity; sterol binding. Gene Ontology annotation, cellular component: endoplasmic reticulum-plasma membrane contact site; endoplasmic reticulum membrane; plasma membrane. Bases 366 to 4268 code for a protein of 1300 amino acids. The record is from RefSeq and is a predicted model, not a curated record. The transcript is spliced from 12 exons. Gene Ontology annotation, biological process: intracellular sterol transport.